CUCCUCCCCGCCCCCUCCCCAUACGAACAGAGAUAUCCCUUCGCCGCAUACCCCGCACGACCACAGCUUUGCCAAUACUGGAUUCUCGUGGAGGGAAUGAGACCUACUUCCAUCUGCAGGUCGGGCUUUGUUGCGCUUGCAGUUUGAUUCGGCGCGUGAAAGCACCUGGGCAAUCUCACCAAGCAUAGCUUUUCCAAACGCCUAAUCCUAUCCUUUGCACUAUCUCGUCACAUCAUGGGCUCUUCAUCGCAGAGUCUCGCGCAGCUUGAGGCUGCUCGCGGUCUUGCUCUCGGGGACGGUAGAUACUAUCCCACCAUCAUUCCUGGCGUGCUCCCCAUCAUUGGCGUCAAUGCAAAUGCAACAUUGGAGGUACAGCGCUGGGGCGCCGACUUUCUGGCAGAGACCUUUGCCUCACCUACGUGGGCGCCAGAUGUCAAGGCCUCAUCUGCCUUGACUGUGCUUCCAACCCUCCAUGAGUUCGUCGAAGCCACCGAUGCCAGCAUCGUCAAAAGCGCAAUACAAGCAGCGGCAUGCAUAUACCCUCUAGUCUACAGACAUAUUAUCUCCGACCCCAACGAUAAGCAAAGCUGGCAAAUCAUGUCGACGAUCAAAUCGAGUAUACUGCGGCGGAUGGACUCUGCGAUCCCAGGCGUGCGAAUAUGCUGUGUCAAGUUUGUCCAGCAAGUGGUGCUUGUCCAGACCCCGGGACAGACAGCGGAUCCGAGGCGUCAAGAUCCGAACGACAUUUCCCUCUCACACGUACCCCGCGAUCACCCUUUAAUACCGUAUGCGAACCUCGAGGCAGAAGCUUCCGGGCUUCUAGACCGGCUCUUGGACACUCUACAUAGCGAUUACAGCGAUGCUUUGCUUGUCACAGCCACCCUAAACACAUUGGGUGCGCUUAUACAACGCCGACCAGUCAUUGCCAACAAGAUCCUAAACAGCGUGCUCAACUUCAAUCCCUUGAAGCUUGCAAACUCGCCCAUGACCCCGAAGAACAAGGUCCUGAUCAGGUCGUUGGAGAGGACCACGCGGGCAUUGCUUGUCAACGUGCUCAAGAGAAACCCGGAAAGUAGUGUCAACGUGCGUAUUCAGCAAUACCUGGAGCGCAUGCACCGGAUGCGUGUGGAUGCUUUCGAUGAGGCCAGCCGAAAGAGACCGGCGCCGGUCGAACCAACAGAUGGACUUGAUACCGCAAAGAGGCAGCGACUGGGCGCUACUCUCCCUCCUACGAAGGAGCCUACCUACCCUCCACUUCCACCAGGCCCUGUGAGCUAUCGUCAACUAUACACCCUGGACCCGACUGCCAGCACAGCAAAUUUCGAUGUACAGAUCUUCCAGGACCGAGACCAACUCGUCAGAAUAUUGGUGUCUGUUCUUCAUUCAAUUGACGAAACCAAACUCAACAAUGCCGUCAAUGCGGUACGGGCCCGUUAUAAUACAUACUUACAAGAUGCGUCUCGGCAUGCGGCGCCGCCAAACAUCACGGCUGCGGUGGACGAGGAAGAGGAGUAUGAGCCGGAUUUUGAGCCAGAAGAUGCGGAGCAAGUCAUCAACCGGCUCGAUAGUGUAGGACCCGACGAGAUUGCCCGAAGGGCUCUCCCGGAAGCAACCAUUGCACCUUAUAAGCUACCAGACGCACCCCCAUUAACGGAGCAAGAAGUCCAAAGAUACGGAGAGGAAACCAUACGGCGAGCCUUCAGUAUGUUAUCCGCAAUGGAAGAGCCGCCCGCGAAGACGAAAGUGCCAAAAGGUGGAUUCAAUCGCCUCGCUGCGAGCAAUUUUGACCGAGAUUCUUGGAUCACGAUCAUGUCUCGCCUGGCGACACGCGCCCCCAGCGGUCUCGAUGAUCCGGAGGAAGGUAUAAAAGCGGAAUAUGGUCGCAUCGCGAAGAGGGGAUCUUUCGCCCUCGCCGAGGCAAUCCGAGAUGGACUCUACAAUUACAUCAUGUAUGACUGGAAAAGGCGCCUUGACUUGGCUAUCAGUUGGUUGAACGAGGAAUGGUAUAACGACCGUCUACACGCUGAAGCCGCCGAGAAGAACUUCAGGUCUGUGUCAAACGGCAAAGGCUCAUCGCGACCGGACAUUCGGGGGAACUACAAGAAGUGCGCCUUGAGAUUGCUGGACGGUCUUGUCGCUUAUAUCGAAGGCACAGACAAAGUUCUUGUACGCUUCAUGUCGGAGAUUCCCGAGAUUGACCGUGAGAUCCUGCAACGGAUGAAGAGAAUGGCCGAAGACCCUGAGCGCAUAGAGCUUGCCAUUCUCGUGUUGCAGUAUCUCUACAUGUUCAGGCCACCCGUGCGGUCGAUAUGUGUCGAUGUUCUGGAGGAUAUGUGGCGGACUAAUGAUAGAGCAAAACCGUCUGCGAGGAAGUUCCUCAUUAAAUGGCGUCCUGAGGUUUUACAAAGUGAAAACGAGGUCAAGAUGGAGUCCACAAACGGCACCCUGGAAGUCAAGCCUGUCUCAUAGGCUGGAACUUGGGGAUGGUGUUCUGGGUAGCGGUAAAGUCUUUUCGGAUCUGAAUUCAGCGCCGCUCUGUGUAGGUACAUGUAUCACUACGGUUCUGGGGCUGCUGAAACAGCGGAGCAAAUUCUAUGCUUCUAUUCACUUCUCGAUCUACGGGUCGAAAGAAUUUCAGGUCUUCCGUUUCUGAUUUGCAGGGCUGUUUUCAGCGUGUUUGCUCAGGUGCCCUAUUCACUAAAUCGGCAGUGGCGAUAACACCUUUCACAGCGAG
Messenger RNA from Westerdykella ornata, 2734 nucleotides. RefSeq lists its product as uncharacterized. The transcript is spliced from 7 exons. Lineage: Eukaryota; Fungi; Ascomycota; Dothideomycetes; Pleosporales; Sporormiaceae. Gene Ontology annotation, cellular component: mRNA cleavage and polyadenylation specificity factor complex. Bases 235 to 2469 code for a protein of 744 amino acids. The record is from RefSeq and is a predicted model, not a curated record.